CAGAAAUGUCACUUUUCUGAGGUUAUGUGUGUAAAUUUCUGUUUUUGUGAUGGCUUUGUCCAAUAAAGUGUUGGAUCUGUUUCAAAAUUUUUACAAAACAAAACUACUACAACUGACGUAUUUUUUCAAAGACAUUCGGCACAGUUUUCGUUUUUAUGCUUCUGCUCGUCCCGAAUACGACUUAAUUGUACUCGGUGGCGGUUCCGGAGGCCUAGCUGCGGCAAAAGAAGCAGCUGAACUUGGAGCUAAGGUGGCAGUUUUUGAUUUCAUCAUUCCAUCAGCUCGAGGCAUAAAAUGGGGUCUUGAAGGCGAAGCUGUUCAGGAUGCUCGAAGUUACGGUUUUCAAUUCCCAAAACCUGAAAGUCUUAAACACAGCUGGAAGAGUUUGCGAGAAUCUGUUCAAAGUCACAUCAAAAGUAUCAAUUGGGUGACAAAAAUUGAACUGAGAGAUAAGCGGGUGGAGUAUAUCAAUUCUAUGGGAGUUUUUCACGACCCUUACACAAUUGAAGCUAAAAUUAAAAACGAAUGGAGGACUUUUCGGGCUAAAUAUUUUUUGAUUUCGGUUGGGGGACGGCCGAAAUAUCCGGACAUUCCAGGAGCCGAAUUUGGAAUCUCUAGUGAUGAUAUUUUCAGUUUGGAAAACUCUCCUGGGAAAACUUUGAUUAUUGGUGCUGGUUACGUCGGUGUUGAAUGUGCCGGUUUUUUGAGGGGUUUGGGUUACGAUAUUACCGUCAUGGUUCGUUCAGUUGUUUUGCGAGCUUUUGACCAACAAAUGGCUAAACUUGUGACUGAAUCAAUGGUGGCAAAAGGAGUUAAAUUUCUUUAUAAAAGCACACCAACAAGUAUUGAAAGAGGUACUGGAAAGAUGUUAAUAGUUAAAUGGAUUGACGAAACUCGUGAAGAAGGAAGUGACGAAUUUCAGACUGUUCUUUUCGCCAUAGGACGAGAAGCUUGUAUCAGAGCCCUUAGAUUAGAUAAAGCUGGUGUUAAUAUUGUUGAUGAUGGUGACAAAAUUGAGACAAUUAACGAACAAACAAAUGUUCCACACAUUUAUGCCGUUGGUGAAGUCUUGUACAAAAAACCCGAUUUGACGCAAGUAGCAAUUCAUGCUGGUAAACUCCUAGCAAGACGAUUAUUUGGCAAAAGUGCAGUACAAAUGGAUUAUGAUAACAUUGCAACCACUAUUUUCACUCCUCUAGAAUAUGGUAGUGUAGGUCUUAGUGAAGAAACAGCAAUUGAAAGAUAUGGUGAAGACAACAUAGAAAUCUACCACGCUUAUUACAAACCAACUGAGUUUUUUAUUCCUCAAAAAACCAACGCCCAUUGUUAUUUGAAAGUCGUAGCAAAAAGGGAUAACCAACAGAAGGUCUUAGGAAUGCAUUUUAUCGGACCUCAAGCAGGGGAAGUUAUUCAGGGAUUUUCUGCAGCAAUCAAAUGCAAUUUGGCUGUGGAUAAUUUAAGAAACACAGUUGGCAUUCAUCCUGCUAUUGCUGAGGAAUUUAGCAGGAUUAAUCUGACAAAGCGAUUGGCCAAAGAUCCGUUUCCAGUGGCUUCCAACAGUUAAUUUUUGUUUUUUUUAAUUUGUAUUUUGUGUGUAAAAUUAAAUGUACAACGAAAAUAUUUAGUGCAUAAGUGCUCAUAAAUUAGUUUCUAAUAAAGGGAUGUUCUUUUUUGGGC
Tribolium madens (black flour beetle) is the source of this 1677-nucleotide messenger RNA. RefSeq names its product thioredoxin reductase 1, mitochondrial-like. Gene Ontology annotation, biological process: cell redox homeostasis; glutathione metabolic process; cellular response to oxidative stress. Gene Ontology annotation, cellular component: cytosol; mitochondrion. Gene Ontology annotation, molecular function: glutathione-disulfide reductase (NADPH) activity; thioredoxin-disulfide reductase (NADPH) activity; flavin adenine dinucleotide binding. Lineage: Eukaryota; Metazoa; Arthropoda; Insecta; Coleoptera; Tenebrionidae. The record is from RefSeq and is a predicted model, not a curated record. The transcript has 2 exons. The coding region runs from base 50 to 1564 and encodes 504 amino acids.